Molecule: messenger RNA, 4032 nt
Organism: Knipowitschia caucasica
Lineage: Eukaryota; Metazoa; Chordata; Actinopteri; Gobiiformes; Gobiidae
Source: the annotation of a GenBank genome assembly
AUGUUGAGCGAUGCGGAGGAGCGGCGCGAGGAGGAGGAGUCCGAGGCGGAGGGGGCGGAGCCUCUGCCGCAGUUGCUAUGGCGACAGAGGGCGACGGAGGACGAGGCUGAUCUGCAGGCCGUGGCGUCAUCUCCCGACGGACGCUUCCUCAAGUUCAACAUCGAGAUCGGACGAGGAUCCUUCAAGACGGUCUUCAAAGGUCUGGACACCGAGACCACGGUGGAGGUGGCCUGGUGCGAGCUGCAGACCCAGCGGCUGUCGCGCUCCGAGAGGCAGCGGUUCUCGGAGGAGGUGCAGAUGCUGAAGGCGCUGCAGCAUCCCAACAUCGUGCGCUUCCUGGACUGGUGGAAGGUCAGCUCCAGCGGACAGCGCUGCACCGUGCUGGUCACCGAACUCAUGACCUCCGGGACGCUCAAGACAUACCUGCGUCGCUUCCGUCACAUCCGGCUGAAGCUGCUGCAGCGGUGGAGUUAUGAGAUCCUGAAGGGGCUGCAGUUCCUCCACUCCCGCUCCCCCCCCAUCCUCCACCGGGACCUCAAGUGCGACAACAUCUUCAUCACGGGCCCCAGCGCCUCCGUCAAGAUCGGGGACCUGGGGCUCGCCACGCUCAAGAAGAACUCCUUCGCCAAGAGCGUGAUCGGGACCCCGGAGUUCAUGGCUCCAGAGAUGUACGAGGAGAAGUACGACGAGGCGGUGGACGUCUACGCCUUCGGGAUGUGUAUCCUGGAGAUGGCCACGUCUGAAUAUCCAUAUUCUGAGUGCAACAACGCUGCUCAGAUCUACAAGAAAGUCACCAGCGGGAUCAAACCGGACAGUUUCAACAGAGUGAAGGUUCCGGAGCUGAAGGAGAUCAUCGAGGGAUGCAUCCGCCCUAACAGCAGCGAGAGGUUCACGGUGACGGACCUCAUGGAGCACCGGUUCUUCGAGGAGGAGCUGGGCGUGAAGGUGGAGGCCGCAGAGGAAGACGACGGCCUGAAGGGGGCGAUCCUGCUGCUGCUCAAGAUGGACGGGAACCGGAAACUGCACGGGAAAUACAAGGACAGCAACGCCAUCGAGUUCCUGUUCGACCUGAACAAAGACAGCCCCGAAGUGGUGGCCCAGGACAUGGUGAUCCUGGGCUUCGUGAGCGAGGUGGACUACAAACCUGUGGCCAAAGCCAUCAGGUACAGAGUGAGCGCCAUCAAGAGGCAGCGCGAGAGAACGCAGCGCGCAAACGAGGACGAUGAGUUGGCCAAUCAGAGGCUAGAGUCACUACUGAGCCCGCCCACCACUCCUGUCACUCAGGACUGGCCUUCAGACCCAGGCCGGUCUCAGGCUUCGUCCGGUGGGUCCAGUUGGAGCCCAGUGGAUUCUGGGAUCAGUGGUGUUUCCAGCCGAAACGUGGGUGAAGACCGACGUCCAGGCUCCACCUCCUCAACUGAAAGUGGAUCAUCUGUUUCCUCCGGUUUGUCGAGCAUCACCGAAGCCCCGCCCACAUCCGCCUCCCCCUUACGAAGCCCCGCCCCCCAGGGCAUCAACUCCUCCCCUUCCGUCUUGAGCCCCUCCCAAUCAUCUCAAAUCUCAAGCCCUGUGCUUCCUGUCAGAAACUCUGCCUCCCUAGCCACUAGCCCCGCCUCUUUCACACUAGGCCCCGCCCCUCCCAGACGAAACUCCACCUCCUAUUCUUAUAACCCCGCCUCUGCUGCUACGAGCCAAUCAGCAGGGUCCAGACACACAACCUCUUUAUCCUAUAAUCAAGAAAGUUUGGCUCCGGCGUCGUCAAGAAGCUCCUUUCAUUCGUAUAACCCUGCAGAUAAUUUGCAAAGCCCCGCCCCUCCACCGCGCAACACCACCUCAUUAGCAUAUAACCCGGCACAAGCUAGCACCAGCGCAACCACUGCUGCGUACAAUUACAAUGCGACACAAGUUAGCCCCGCCCCUGCUGUCGCUAAACUCGCCCCUCCUGUCAUAAGUCCCGCCCCCUUUUAUGCCCCGUUCCUUGGGCUGUUCCCGCCGUUCAAGCGUAACUCGAAGCCACCGCCGCUGCCCGUGCUGCGCUAUCCAAAGAGUAUUGCCGUUUCCCAGAAUCCCGAGCGAGUCCCUGGGUCCAUGAGUGGGUUUUCUUCACCGGUCGAAAGCUCUGCGUCCGAUGUGAUGUCUGGCAUGAGUGACAGGGAUGAGAGCCAAUCGGAGCGCAGCGUUCAGAUGACGCGGCGCGCUGAAGCCAAAGCGUUCCAGAAGCGCGCCCGCCUGCGCAUCACGGCCCUGAGCGAGCGCGUGGUGGAGUGUCAGCUGCACACGCACGACAACAAACUGGUCACCUUUAAGUUCGACCUGGACGCGGACAACAUCGAAGACAUCGCCUCCGUCAUGAUCCACCGAGACUUCAUCCUGAAACCGGAGCGUGACGCGUUCAUCGACCGCAUGUAUGAGGUCAUCAAGAGGGCGGAGUCUGUGAACGAGCCCCGCCCCCUUCAGGAACCACAGCCAAGGCCUCGCUCGCGCUCGCAUUCCUCCGCUUUUCUUCAUGAGACGCCUGACCCCGCCUCUGCGAGGGGCGGAGACUUCCCUGUCAGACCGCUGCGUUCUCAGUCCUUUCACACCUCCUCAGCCUCCACUCCUCAGCCGCCUGCUCCAUAUCCAUACCAGUACGCCCUCCCAUCACCUGCCGCACCUGCCCCACCUAUACCCCAGAGUCCCACCUGGCCUCCCUCGGACCAGCCUGUACCCCAGACCUGGCCUCACCCGGACCAGCCUGGGGCCCAGAACUGGCCUCACCCGGACCAGCCAAUCUUCUCCCUGUCCAACGUCUUGUCUUUGGCCAUGAGUUUGUCCCAGAACUGGAUCCCCCCUCCUUCGCAGUCUGGGCAGUACGUCUCACCCCCGACUCCCCCGCUCUCCCGCCCACAGAAGGCCUCCUCACCCCCGCAGCCGCACGGCCCUUUGCUCCCAGCUACAUUUACCUCCACUCAGAGCCCUGCAGCCCCAAACUCUGGCAGUGACGCGGGUUCUUCCAACAGACCCCUCAUCUCUCCUCCUCCGUCUCCUUCUCAAAGACUGUCUCCCAGACUGUCUCCCGGUCGAGAAGAGAAGAAACCUGUGGGAACUACAGUGGGACGUUUCCAGGUCUCUCCGUCCAAAGCCCCGCCCCCUCCCAGGCCGCACUCCCCGCCCCCUCCGCCUCCAGACCAAUCGGAGAGCAGCUCUGAGAGCAGCAGCGCAGACUCUCAGACCGCACCGACCAAUCAGAGCAGAGGGGAGGAGUCAGACGGCAGCCAAUCCCACUUUAGCAGGGCCCAGACUGACGUGAGCUCCAACGAAUCAGAGAGCGAGGAGGAGGAGGAGGAGCCGGGAAUGGGGGCGGAGCUUCGAAAGCUGCGAGAGCGUCACCUGUCGCAGGUGGCCCAGCUGCAGUCGCUGCAGAAGAAGGAGAUCGAGCAGCUGUACGAGCGUCUAGGGAAGACUCCGCCCCCCGGCAUCAUGGCGCCGGCCGCCAUCUUGAACCCACGACAGAGACGCCAUUCCAAACCCCCCGCCGUGUUCCCCUCACGGAGCAGUGUGCAAAGGGCAGAGCACAGCGCCCUCAGUGGGAUCAUGAGGAGAGGCUACGUGAGCGGCAGCAGCAGCAGCGGCUCUCAGGAGAGAGCGAAAGGCGUCACGUUUGCCGCCGACACGACCACGAUGGUGAGAGCAGAGAGAGGCGUGUUGUUUGGACCCGUAGAAGAGUGGGAGACAGAGCAGGGCCGCAGCCACAGCAGCACCACAGAGGGGCUGCAGGGGGCCCCCAACAGGAGCCACAGCAGCACCACAGAGGGGCUGCAGGGGGCCCCCAACAGGAGCCACAGCAGCGCCACAGAGGGGCUGCAGGGGGCCUCUAGCCGGAACCACAGCAGUACCACAGAGGGGCUGCAGGGGGCCUCUAGCCGGAACCACAGCAGUACCACAGAGGGGCUGCAGGGGGCCCCCAGAUCACGGCUCCACCAGAGGAGACUUUAUAUGGACCUGGUCUGUUUGGGUCCAGCUCUGCAUGUGCCAGAGAGGGGGGGGGGUUAG